AAAAAAGAUUCUGUUUUAAGUACUACCUAUUAUUUGCAUUGCUAUUUUCUAAAGGUAUUAAUGAUGUAAUUAGUAAAAAUCUUUGUCUGCACGUGGUGUUAAUUAUCAUAAUAACUAGCACCGGCUUACCUGAGUCAGUUCUGUGUUGAGCGCGUUCAGUGAAACACUUGAAAAUGGAUGUCGUUGGUAGUGAAAUUGGACAGAAGAUGAGGUCAGCAAUAAAGGCCAAGCUGACUGAACUUGGAUGUUAUGUUGAUGAUGAACUACCAGAUUAUGUCAUGGUUAUGGUGGCGAACAAGCGAACUCGGACCCAAAUGGAGGAUGAUUUACAACUUUUCCUUGGUGACAACACUAAUCUGUUUGUCAAUUGGUUGCAUCAAGUGCUGAAGAAGCUGCAGGAAGUUACUGUUACAACUCCGUUGAAAACAAUUGAGCAUGAAGUAAUCAAGGAGAAGUCUUCAUCUAAAGAAAAAAAGUCCAAGGAUAAAAAGGAUAAAGAUAAAGAUAAAACAAAGAAGACAGAAAGCGCUAAGAAAGCCAAAAAGAAAGAGAAGUCGCAUCGCAAAAAAGAAGACAAAAAACUACAUAAGAGCAAAAAGAAAAGUAAGCAUCAUGAAAGGAUACGCCCAAACGUUCCUCCACUACUCAUGAAUAUGGAAAAGGAAUCUGAGCCUUCUAUAACUGAUGUGUUUGCUGGGCAAAUACUUAAAAGUCAUGGUAUUACCCUAGAGUCAUUGAAAGACGAACCCAAGAUACCUGAUGUGAAACCAGUUCUUAAAGAGAUUAAAAGACCAAUCGUGCCUAUCAUAGAUCCAGCUACUAUAUCUUCACAACUAGAUGUUGAUUCUGUUCCACAAAAUCCUGAACCGUCUACAUCUCAGGAUAAAGGACCUAGUGUAUCAUCUCCAGGUGAUGAAAGGGAACAGUUAGAUGAAAUAAAUGUAAUUGAAGCUAAAAUACAGGGCCUUAAGCAGAAAUUAGUUGAGCAAUUGGAUUCUAUGUCUGAUGAUGAGGACUUCCUAACAAUAAGAACUGAGGCGGAAGAAUUAAUGAAUGAUUUUGCAGAAGAUGUUUUUCAGGAAAUAUCAAAACAGGCUCCAGUAGCUACACCUCCCUUGACAGCUCAGAAAUCCCCACCCAAAGAAUCUGCUCCCAAACCUGUAGAAAUUCCCAAUACAAUUGAGACACUUCCUCAUAUUGAACUGAAUUUACCCAAAAGACCUAUCAGGGAGAGGCUUGGAGCCCGCGAAGAACCCAAGAAGCCAGAAGCGAAAGAAAGAGAACCAGAAAAAAGGAGAAAAAGUCCCGAAAGGUUUACUCCAGAGAGGGAGCCUGAACGAUCUCUUCACAGCAAGUCGGACAAGAGUCGUCUUAGUGACCACAAAAUCAGCUCGGACUCUGAAGAAUCCGAAUCUAGUUCAAAGAGAAUUAACUCCAGGGUGUCAGUGCUAGAAAGUCGUCCAAGUCGAGUGACUUGCGCGAGCGUGGUCCGUGUGCGACCACGACCACGUGUGGCCGCACCCGCCUCCAGUCUCCUGCUGCGGGCCGUCGCCGACGCGCACAAGAGCCUGCUGAAUAUACCACCUAAAGUGGACCAAGAACAGCAGAAGAUCAAACGCGCCCUAGUUUUACCCAUGAGACGCGUAGGUGACCCAAAAAUUGUUAUACAAGUGCCCACCGGUGAAUGUGUACAAGACAGCGACAAUGUCAGCCUAGGAGACAGCGAAGAGGAGAAGGAUAAACUCGGCGUUAGUAGUAGGGAUGACUAUAUGCCGAAGUCGAUUAAGAUGAAGAUCAAGAACACCAACUAUGUGCCUUCCACGCGUAACGAGGGAAGAACAGCUAGUCGGCGAGACGAUUCACUUAUUAUAGAGACUAUCAACAUCCACAACCCAACCGUAGACAAGGACAAAAACACACAAUUCAUAGUAACAAUGGACGGGUUUAAUCCAAACGCUUUCCUAGCCAAGAAACUCAUGACUGAAGGCCUGCUGAACGAAGGAGAUGAAGUGACAGAGAAACCUAAAGAAACAACAUCAGUAUUGAAAACAAUUAGUGAUAUUAAUACUAAGGAGGACAUUAAAUCUAAAAGUGAUACAAAAACUAAAGAGGACUCAAAGACUAGAGAUGAAAUAGAAACUACAGACGACACAAACUUAGACGCAGCUAAAACCAAAGAAUUAUCUUCAAAAGCAGCGGCAAAAAGUGAUAACGAAAAUACAGUCAAUAAGUCAAUUCUUGAUAAGAAACGUCUAAGUAAUGAAAGCGAAGAGAGCGAAACUCGUGUCAUAGUGAAACAAGAAGUGGAAGAAGAUAAAACUAACCCAACAGUAGGAAAGCCUGAAAAGAGAAAAAGUCUUACCUUAGAAUCAGAAGAUAACUCGAUUGCUAAGAAAAGAAAAGCGUCGCCAAUUGUGUUCGACGUUCCCAAGAAGGAGAAAGAAGCAGUGAAAGCGAGGGAGAGGACGGAAAGUGUUAGCAGCGACAGCCACGUUAUAGUCAAAACGGCGACCAACACGCAUAAAUACGAUUCUGUGCCUCCUUUAUCAGCGGCGGAUCGUAAAUCAGGCACAACAUGGUGUCGAUCGUUCCCACUAUGCCGGUUCGGUUCCGCGUGCGCGUUCCAGCACCCGCGCUGCAAGUUUAACGCCGCGUGCACACGCCGCGGCUGCGUUUAUUCGCACGUUCCUACCUCGCCCGUGCCCGCAAUAUCCUCCCACGUGGUGCCAGCGGCCAACUACAAGACCAUAUCAGCGUCAAGUAUGGCCAACAUGUGCAAGUUCUACCCGAACUGCGUUAACCCCGCGUGCCUCUUCUACCACCCCAAGCCGUGUCGCUACGGCCCCAACUGCCUCAACAAGCUGGAAUGCAAUUUUUACCACUCGGAUUUACCAACAACUAAAUGGCGGUACCCCGUAUAGAAUAGUAAAUAGUGAUAAUAGUACAAUA
Messenger RNA from Chilo suppressalis (striped riceborer), 2949 nucleotides. Lineage: Eukaryota; Metazoa; Arthropoda; Insecta; Lepidoptera; Crambidae. The record is from the annotation of a GenBank genome assembly.